Messenger RNA from Daktulosphaira vitifoliae (grape phylloxera), 3427 nucleotides. RefSeq names its product inositol polyphosphate 1-phosphatase (gene Ipp). The coding region runs from base 42 to 1151 and encodes 369 amino acids. The record is from RefSeq and is a predicted model, not a curated record. NCBI's taxonomy places the organism in Eukaryota, Metazoa, Arthropoda, Insecta, Hemiptera, Phylloxeridae. The transcript is spliced from 5 exons. Gene Ontology annotation, molecular function: inositol-1,4-bisphosphate 1-phosphatase activity.
UUUGCCACACGCACAACGCAUUUGUCUCGUGUGUCGUCGACAUGUCUGACGUUUCACAAUCGCUGAUUCAAUGUGCGUUGUUGGUAUCCGAAACGGCUGCUGACAUUGCUCGACAAUGUCGGUCGAAUACCAAAUUAUUGUCUUUAUUAGUACAAGAAAAGAGCGGAGACGAUGCAAAUCGCGGUCGAUUCGCGCACGAUUUCAAAACGCUGGCAGAUGUGUUAGUACAGAGAGUGGUAGCCAAGCGUAUUGGUCGACAGUUUACAGAGCUGGCCAAUAAUGUUUUUGGCGAAGAGAAUGACAAAAUACAAAAUAAUUGCGGCAAUGAUGUAACCAUCAAAAUAGGCGAUUCAAUGGAUGAGACUUUUCAAUGUCUACUAGAGGCUUUAGAUGACGACAUGGAAUCUGCCAGAAGUUUGGCAGUUGCAGCACACAAGAAAUAUACACUUGCGCAGCUUAAUGUCAAAACAUUACCGCCUGAAAAAGAAUGUUUAAAUCUUAAAGAAAUCGGCGUAUGGAUAGACCCAAUCGAUUCGACCAACGAAUACAUUGUAGGAACAGCGUGUACAGAGAACGAAUACGGAAUUUGCUCAAAAGGACUUCAGUGUGUCACAAUCAAUAUCGGUAUGUUUGAUAAAAAAACUGGAAGACCCGUAGCUGGUGUAAUCAAUCAGCCAUUUCACGAACUUUUGUCGAAUGGAAAAUGGAGUGGACAUUGCUAUUGGGCUAUAUGCAGUGAACAAUAUAAACUAAAUUCAUUACCUACAAACAUUAAAGAAAAUACGCCAAAAGUAGUAUUGACGAGCAGUAACGAGGAAGAAGCUGUCACAAAGAUAUUACAGCAGUCCGGUUACACAGUGGUAACUGCAUCUGGCGCCGGUUACAAAUUGUUGUGUACUGCAUUGGGUCUAGUUAGUGGUUAUGUAUUGACCAAGAACACUACGUUUUUGUGGGAUACGUGCGCGGCCCACGCAAUGCUUUUGUCUUUAGGUGGCGAUGUGUGUCAUUGCGUAUGUCCAGCUAGUCUUAAAUCUUUAAGUUAUGGACCUAAAAUACAAUCAAGUAACCAAACAUAUUGCAAUUCGAGAGGAAUAAUUGCGUCUCAUGAAAUAGAAAUUAUUCAACGUAUACAUACUCUUUUAAAUGGCUGAGCGAAUCGUUUGAUUGGAAUACAUCAUAGGCGCAACUAAGUAUGCUAUAUUUGGGGCUUAACAAAAAAUUGAAAUAUAUACAUAUAUUAUAUAUUGUUAAAUAAAAUAUUUUUAGGGUAGAGUGAAAUUAAUUUAGUACCUCUUAAAAUGUUUACUCUAGUUGCGCCUAUGUGUAACAUACUCUGUGAUAUGAUAUGGAUUAAGGUUUUCAAGAAUAUCGUUUUAUAUUGUUAUUAAUUAUUGGCUAACGCAGACACAUUAGUAUAAUCGUUACUCGAAAGGUUAUUCUAUACAAAGACGAUUUUUAAAGGUUGAUUGAUUUUAAACGACUUUAUGCCUUGAAAUUAAAUCCUAGUUACGUAUAAUAAAUGAAAGUCAAAUUCAUAAACAAUACAUUUAUGAAAUGAAUUUAUUAUACAUGAUUUUUGUUUUAUGUAAAAGCAAAUCAUUCAUUUUUGGUUGCUUACUACUUGUUUAUUGAAAUAAAACAAACUUCGAUUUGUAUCUUUAUAGCUGAUCAAACAUACUUAGAAUUAGAUUGUUUUAAGAUUUUCAUUUAUUAAUUCUAUUAUUUAUAUCGCAGUAAAAAAGUUGUUAAUCAGUAGUGUAGUCAAGGGGGGCUGAUGUGGCUAUAGCAGCCCAUUGUUCAAUUAUUACUAUUAAUGGUAUGUGACUUUGGCGCUAUUAAGAGCAUGUGAUAAUUCACAUAUUCCUACUCAUAGGUUUCCAGUAUCUCCCCCGAGAAAAAAUUCUGGUUACCCUCCAUUGUUUUGUAAACGAGUGUUACUGAAGAUAAAUUGAUUUAUACUUAUACUUAUUUAUCUAAAUGGAAAAUACAUCAUAAGGUAGAAAUUAUAAUCUAGGAAUUAUAAUCUAACAAAUGUUUAAAGAUCGCUAUCAUAGGUUUAGUUUCAACCAAUUUUGGAGAGGCUAAAUGUAACUUUGCACUCACAAUAAUAUUUAAUCAUAAAGUUGCAUAUUUAUUUUUAAAGUUUUCUAUUAGGUUUUCUACUGCUGUUAAUAAAAUUCAAUAAUCGUCUAAUUUUGUAACCCAAAUUAAAGUAAUUUAUGAAUUCAAGUAUUUUGGAUGUCAUUAAGUUGACGUCCAAAGUUAGUGACUAAGUUUUGAUAUAUACUUUAGUAUUUAUUAGAUUUAAGCUUAAUAGUUAAAAUUUGUUAAAAACUUAAAUUUUAUUUAUUUUAGUUUGUUUAAAACUCAUUUUUUGUUAUAUAUUUUAGGGAAUUAUUUUCUCUUAGAAAAAAGGAAUUUCAAAUUGUUUGUUUUAAAUGUAUUAAAUAAUACGUUUUUGUUGUAACCAUGUGGAACAUAGAUUUUUUACGUGUAGUUGGCUUUUUAUGUAAACAUCAUAACGUCGUUGUAGAUAAAAUACCAUGCAUCACUAAAUUGUAUUUGUUAUGAAAUGUCUAGAAAUACGUUGUAUAUAGAAUAACUAAAUAAAAAUUUUAGAGGAUGCUAAAAAUAGGUAUGACUCGCAGACUCGUGGAAAGCUUCGCCUCCCACAUCCUCAGGUUAGUAUCGCUACAAUGGUAUGGUUAAUGAAAACAAUACGAUUAUUAUACAGUACGAUGCAAUCAUUAUUCAUAAUCGUUAUCAUAAAAUCAUACAAUGAAAUCAUUAUCUACAUACGUAUAUAAAUACAUUUAGUUGUCUAUAAUUAUCCGAUAAAAUACAACUUUCUUUUCUGAAUUAUUCUAAAAUUAUAAUUUUUACAACAAUGAAAUAAUACAAAAUUAUAAUAUAAAUUACAUCAAUAUUUAUAGGGAAAAUCAAGAAUUGCGUUUUAAUUCUUUGAGGUAUGCUAAAUUUGAAAUAGGAGGUGCUAAAGUACUCCUAGUAAUCGCUUUAGUUGCGUCUAUGACAUUGUAUUGCAUUGCAUCGUUGUUAUUGUAGUAUCAUAUAUUACGGAAAAAAAAGAUGAAUGAUACAAUGUCAAUUUAUUGUACUAUUACAAGUUUCCAGACAUUUCAUAAAAAAAAAAAAAUUUUGAUUUUUAGAAAUACGUGGUAAUAUAUUAGCAAUGAUGUUAAUGUCUUUCUUUGAACUUAUAGAUUCUUGAUUAAAUAUUCAGUGUAUUUGUUGAAAUAAUUGUAUAAGAAACUUUUAUUUUAAGACAAAAAUUUGUUAAUUAUAUGAAGUCGUCCAUGAAAAAUUGUCAAUAUUUUAUUGACUAUUUAAUGUUAUGUAUGGUAACCCGUUUGACUGAAAUAUGACGAAUUCGUUUGAGAAAUAAAGACUUUAAUAAGUAUUGUUCUUA